CGUUUUAUUUCAGGCUCAGUGCAGCUCAGCUCAAACCGGUUUUGGUUUGUGGUGCAUUCAUCACCAAUUGGGCAAAAGCAGUCGUUAAAGUACAUUUAGGCCGUUUUUCUUCAUAGUUACAGAAUAGUGACGCGAAUAUGAGCGACACCGAGAAAGAAUUCAGAGAGAAGGUGAGUUGUGUUUGAUUAUAACAAAAUACCUUUGCUGAAAAAGACGCAGCGCUAGCUAGCAUUAGCUUGUUAGAUAUGUUGUGUUGCUGUGGCUUUGGCAACGUACGUUUUCAAACCUAGGAGAGCCAUCAUUAAAUUGUCAUUAAACUAAUUAUGUAAUUAUAUGUAUUUUGAAUAACACAUUGUAAAGACGUUGAAUUUGAAUGCUUAGUGUCUAUAUUUAUCAAGCAGCGUGCCCCAGUCCAAAGACUAGGCCGCGGCAUGGCCUUGCUUUUAUUCAAGCGCCAUUGAGUGAUUGCCUUCGCUUACAGCUAGCUUAGAUGUAGAACUGUAUUCAUCAUGUUAAUGUUGUCAUUAUCUAAGUUUUUGAUUCUAUGAUGUUAGAAUAUUAUUACGAAGACAUAUUGGGGCCACACUGUAAAGUAAAUGGCAAAUAAGUUUACAAGACUAAUUGUGUUGUGUUUAAUCUAGGAUUUUUUUUUUACAUUUACUCAUUUAAAGUCAUUUAAUUGCACAAUAUUUCAUCAUAAAGUUACAACUGUUUUGAUAUUUCAACAAGGACGUUGCUUUGACUUGAAUCUCGUAAUUAUAUGACUUCAUUCUUCAUUUUGUUAUUUUUCCAAAUCUUUCAGUGUGGCCUUAAAUGGGAACUGCACAAUUUUUUUUUUACAUUUUGUCCAUCAUUCACAAUCCUUAUGUGAAACACGAACACAUUUCUCCAUUCUGUGCAUUUUAACCCGAGAAAACAAGUUAAUAUGAACUAGCUGAAAUUGCACGUCAUUGGACCCACCUAUUUCGACUAUGAAUGCCUUUAAAGAAGAUACCUAACAUUGAAUCAUUUGAUAUACAUGCUGUGAUCAUGCAUUAACACACAGGGCUGAGUGAUAGCUCAUAUUAACUUUAUUAUUUAUAUUAACUUGUUUUCCCUUGUGAGAAUGCACAGAAAAGGGAAAGAAAUAUAUGUUCAUGUUUCAAAUAAGGAUUGUGAAUGAUGGGUAAAAUUUCAAAAGAAGCGCAGUUCCCUUUAAACAGGUAGUUUGGAUUUUUUUUUUACAUGAAGUUAUGACAUCCACAUCAGCUGUGUAGUUCAUCAACAGUGACUUAUCUCCCUCUCUCCCACGCCCACACUACGUCCCAUCCGCUGAGUGUUGGUUAGUUGGUUGCUUCACUGAAGAGUUUGGCUUCUCAAAACAAUAUGCGUUCAAAAGAGUAAAUACAUUUGAAUCACAAAAAUGCCUCCUCGAAAAAAAAUCGGACCUUGCAAUCAUUCAGUGUUACUACAGUCCUGUUGCACGUCCAUUUGUGUGUGUGUGUGUGUGUGUGUGUGUGUUCCAUGGUGGCUCUCUCGCAUCACAUCCGUGCAAGUAAACACAAUGGAACACAUACAGAAGAUUGAAUGGGCAGUGAUAUGUUGGCAAAGUAACGCAGAGUGAUUGUGAUGUCUGAUCUUUUUUUUAAGGAGGCAUUUUUGUGACACAAACGUUAGCACUUUUGAAAGCAUAUUGUUCUGAGAGUUUAGUGAAGUGGCACCACCAACUAACGGGAACUACGUUCCUCAUCACCAAAAUCUAACCAAAAACUGGCUCACAGGACAAAAUGGGGGUUGAUUAUGUCUUAUACCUUUGCACUACACUGCUGAUGGGGAUGUCCAACAACUUCAUGUUAAAAAAUCAGAACUAUCCCUUUCGUACUUCUUAAUACAUGCCUGUUAUUUAGCACUGCUGUUUUUCUUUGUGCCUCUUGGUGUUCAUGCAACAAACAACAACUUGCCUUAUCACCCUUGUUUGUUCUUUGUUAAGGUUGAGGUUGGAAGAAAAGAAAAAGGCGAAGACGUUUCAGAUGCGAAGUUGUUAUUGUUUGAAGCCGAUGAUGCUGUUGAUGCAUGCUAAUGUAUUGAAGCGGAAAAAGAAGAUCUGCCCCUCGACUAGUGUUGUAAUGGCAGAUGCUAAAUUGGGGAAGAGGAUCAAAAAAGAAGUCAUAAGAAUGUCAAAGAGAAGAAAGAAGAAAUGAAGGGUUGUUUUGAAGUAAUGAAGUAAAAGAAGUAAUGAAGUUAUGAUCAGAAGUUUGGCCGGGAGUCACAACCUGGCUCGGGGAGUUCCUCCCCUCGACGAUCCGUGAAAUCGGCCAGCCGCUCGCCGGCACACUCGAAGGAAGGUUCCCGCCAUUCCAGGUCGAGGUCUCGUUCGCAAUCUAGGUCCAAAUCCAAGUCUCGGUCCCGUUCCCAUCGAAGCUCACGCAGGAACUACUCUCGCUCCCGUUCCCGCUCUCAUCGCCGUCGCUCCAGAAGCCGCUCUGGCAGUGGUGACUCCCGCCGCCGCAGGAGCCACAGCCGCUCUCCCAUGUCGAACCGCCGCAGACACAUCGGCAACAGGGCCAACCCAGACCCCAACACAUGUCUGGGUGUGUUUGGGCUGAGUUUGUACACCACCGAGAGGGAUCUGAGGGAGGUGUUCUCCAAGUACGGCCCGCUGGCUGACGUCAACAUCGUGUAUGACCAGCAGUCUCGGCGCUCCAGGGGCUUUGCUUUUGUCUACUUUGAGAACUACGAGGACUCUAAAGAGGCCAAGGAGCACGCUAAUGGGAUGGAGCUGGACGGCCGUCGGAUCCGGGUGGAUUUCUCCAUUACCAAACGAGCACACACCCCUACCCCUGGCAUCUAUAUGGGACGACCCACAUAUGGUGGUGGCGGCAGCUCAUCACGGCGCAUGUCUAGGGAUUACGACAGAGGAUACGACCGAGGCUAUGACCGAGGUUAUGAUCGGGACUAUGAUCGCUACGACGACCGAGAGUACAGAUCAUACAGACGGAGAUCUCCAUCACCUUACUACAGCAGAGGGUACCGCUCUCGAUCCAGAUCACGGUCCUACUCCCCACGUCACUACUGAGCAGCGAGUCAUCUGUUUUAUGUUUGUUUUGUCCACAUAAUGGCAAACCCACACUUGAGAACAGACCUCCUUCGACGUCUCCAUCCCAGCAAAACUUGAUUAGUGGUGGAAAAGUUACCCAAGUUGUAGAAGUGCAAGAGAAUACAAACAAAUGAUUUUUUUUUGUUCACUGUUCCGAGCCCUGAUAGUUCACGUUGGUUUUCUGUGAAACCUUGAAUGGGAAGUUGAAACAAAACCCCAAUGUAACGUGUUCAUGCUGUUUUAAAAUUGUUUUUUUCUAGUGUGAAAUUGGCUUUGAAGUAUGGAUGUUUUUUAUAUGUAAGCAGGUUUGUCUGUGACAUUUCCAGCUUUAUGCAGCUGCAUUUCUUAUUUUGGUCUCCCUGAUGACAAUAUAUUUUUUCUGAUUUAUGUUCUCAAAUUACUCUAUCAGUGCCGCAGCGAUUGUACCAUGAAGUCUCUCUUCGAAAAUAAACAUGUUUUUCCUCUCUAAAUCAAAAACAUGGUCACAGUUUAUGGAAUAAAUCCUGAAUAAAGGUGUUAAAUGUGGAGGUUUACUGCUAUGUUUUUUCACAGAGUUCUCGAUGUUUAUGAAUAAAAAGUAAAAUCUUGCCAUUUGCUUGCAUCCCUUCUGCAUUUUAGUCAAUUGAGUUCGCUGCACUUGAUCUGAUUUGUAUGUCACAUUUUGUUGUUUGAUUUCCCAAUAAAAGCUGAAAGCAU
Messenger RNA from Doryrhamphus excisus (bluestripe pipefish), 3772 nucleotides. NCBI's taxonomy places the organism in Eukaryota, Metazoa, Chordata, Actinopteri, Syngnathiformes, Syngnathidae. The record is from RefSeq and is a predicted model, not a curated record.